GCCAUGAAGGGACCCCUCGUCCUGCUGAUCGCUGCCGUGUUGCUCGUGGCAUACUGCAUGCCUCUCGCUGCUGCAGACGAGGAAUACGAAGGCUCAGGAGAUGUAGAUGUAGGUGAACUAAGCGAUACCAGAGAUGAAGAUGGCGCUGGGAACGAGGGCUCGGGCGACACAGAGGGAAGCGGUGCCGAGGAGGCUGGUAGUGGAGAGGGCUGGCUGGAGGCGAAAGGUUCUCAAGCCUGGUCACAUCAAAGACUUGAAGACAGCCAGCCAAUACAUUGGUGUCAAGGCCUGUGCCAGAACCACACCUCACUCGAGGUCAAGCUCGAUCCACAGUUCCACGCACAUCUAUUAGUUACAGCUGCUGAGAAAAUGAUACACGUUGAAGGCGAACUCUGAAACUGCUAAUUACUCAUGUAUGCACCAUACACAUGUUAUAAAUAAUGCACCAUUAUACUUUACAGCAAAAUACUUGUGUGAAGGGGAAUUCUGAAGCUGCUAACUACUCUUGUAUCCACCACAUACAUGUUAUAAAUAAAGCAACAUUAUACUUUACAACAAAAAGACGAUUUCUGAAGCUAUUAACUGCUCCUGUAUGCACUACACAUAUUAUAAAUAAAGCACUGUUAUACUUUACAACAAAAUAA
This is a messenger RNA of Schistocerca gregaria, 644 nucleotides long. RefSeq lists its product as uncharacterized. The coding region runs from base 4 to 396 and encodes 130 amino acids. Lineage: Eukaryota; Metazoa; Arthropoda; Insecta; Orthoptera; Acrididae. The record is from RefSeq and is a predicted model, not a curated record. The transcript is spliced from 2 exons.